Linum tenue is the source of this 402-nucleotide messenger RNA. The record is from the annotation of a GenBank genome assembly. NCBI's taxonomy places the organism in Eukaryota, Viridiplantae, Streptophyta, Magnoliopsida, Malpighiales, Linaceae.
AUGGCAGCCAUGGCAGCAGGUCUCAGCACCAUCUCAACCGCCCCAGCGAGCUGGAAGGUGAUGGCGGAAUCCCCUAGGUCACAGCCGCAGGCGUUCCUGUCGAUGAAGCAGCAUCUGGCGGUGGGGGCGACGACGAAGAAGGGAGGAAGAUUGGGAGGGUUCCGGCCGGUGAUGGCGGCGCCGGAUCAGAUCCAGAGCAAGGUGGAGGAGAGCAUCAAGGGGGCGGAGGAGACGUGCGCGGAGGAUCCGGCGAGCGGGGAGUGCGUGGCGGCGUGGGACGAGGUGGAGGAGCUGAGCGCCGCCGCGAGCCACGCCCGGGACAAGGCGAAGUCGUCCGACCCGCUCGAGGCCUACUGCAAGGACAACCCGGAGACCGACGAGUGCCGCACCUACGACAAUUAA